Molecule: messenger RNA, 2523 nt
Organism: Labrus bergylta (ballan wrasse)
Lineage: Eukaryota; Metazoa; Chordata; Actinopteri; Labriformes; Labridae
Gene: glb1l
Product: galactosidase, beta 1-like
Biological process (GO): carbohydrate metabolic process
Cellular component (GO): vacuole
Molecular function (GO): beta-galactosidase activity
Source: RefSeq, a predicted model, not a curated record
GACGCGGACAGACCAGUGAAAGACAAUGUUAGGUACUUUACGGACAUGCUUUCCUGAAGGCAGCACUACUGUAAUAACAGAGACGAAAUCACAGUAACUGAGUACAAAUUAGUGAUGAAAUAGAGUUAGGCUGUGUUCUCGCGGGAAGGCAGCGGACAUGGCUGCUGGUGUGUUGCUCUUCGUUGCAUGUUUGGCUUUCGGUGGAAACUUGGUCUCAGGGGAAAGGUCGUUCUCUAUAGACUACAAAAACAACUGUUUCCUGAAAGAUGGGAAGCCUUUUCAGUACAUCUCAGGCAGCAUCCACUACUCCAGAAUCCCUCGGUACUACUGGAAGGACCGGCUGAUGAAGAUGUACAUGACUGGACUCAAUGCCAUCCAAGUAUAUGUGCCCUGGAACUACCAUGAAGCCGUACAAGGGGUCCAAAACUUCACUGGGGACCGAGAUCUAGAGCAUUUUUUGGAUCUGGCAAAUCAGACAGGUCUCUUAGUCAUCCUGCGUCCAGGACCAUACAUCUGUGCAGAAUGGGAAAUGGGGGGGCUGCCAGCCUGGCUACUUCAGAAACCAAACAUCGUACUCCGCUCAGCUGACACAGAUUAUCUCCAGGCAGUCAGCAACUGGCUCGCUGUCCUUCUCCCCCAAAUAAAGCCUUGGCUGUACAUCAACGGGGGAAACAUCAUCACAGUGCAGGUCGAGAAUGAAUAUGGAAGUUACUACGCCUGUGAUUACAACUACAUGCGUCACCUUCGGACUCUGUUUCGCUUCUUUCUGGGUGAAGACACGGUCCUGUUCACCACUGACGGAAACACAGACAAGGAGAUGAUAUGUGGAACUCUGGAGGGAUUAUAUGCCACUAUAGACUUUGGCACAGAAAACAACAUAGCUGAAGCCUUUAAACGGCAAAGAAGGUUUGAGCCUCGAGGACCCCUGGUGAACUCAGAGUUUUACACCGGCUGGUUGGACCACUGGGGAGAUCAGCAUGCUGUGGUUAAUUCUCAGAAGGUCAGCAGAGUGCUAGGAGAAAUGCUAACCAUGGGGGCCAACGUCAACAUGUACAUGUUUGAAGGAGGCAGUAACUUUGGCUACUGGAAUGGUGCUGAUCAUGACACGAGGUUCCGCUCAGUAGUGACUAGCUAUGAUUAUGACGCCCCGCUGUCUGAGGCCGGAGACCCCACAGAGAAGCUUCUGGCCAUCAGAGAUGUCAUUAAGCAGUUUAGAGACAUCCCCUCUGGCCCCAUGCCACCAGCAACCCCUAAGUUUGCUUAUGGCUUUGUGACCCUAAAAAAGGUUGGAAACAUCAGCAGCCUGCUGAACACCCUCUCUCCACUCGGCCCAGUGAAAUCCCAGCAUCCUCUGACGUUUGAAGAAAUGAAACAGUUCUAUGGGUACAUGCUCUAUCGGACCAGGCUGCCCAGGGACCUCCCGCAGCCCACGCCACUUAUCUCUCCGCUGAAUGGGGUUCAUGACCGUGCAUAUGUGUCCAUCAAUGGGGUUUACCAGGGCCUGCUGGAGAGAGACACCGUGCUUGUGACAAACGUCACAGCACAGCAGGGGGACACUUUGGACAUCCUGGUAGAGAACAUGGGCAGGGUGAAUUUUGGAAGCAGGAUCAAUGACUUCAAGGGCCUCUUGAGCGACCUGUUUUUGGGUAAAGACUUACUGACUGACUGGCUGAUCUACCCUUUGGACAUCGAUGGAGCCAUUGCUUCUGGUUGGCCUCAUUCAGACAAUAAGAAGUCCUCCACUCCCCCGAAAGAUCCUUCAGUCGGACCCAUCUUCUACUCGGGGACCUUACAGCCUAAUGGACUUUCUUGGGACACCUUUCUGAAGCUUAACGGAUGGACAAAGGGUCAGGUUUGGAUUAAUGGUAUGAAUCUGGGACGGUACUGGCCUGCCAGGGGCCCUCAACAGACUCUUUAUGUUCCUGGACCUCUGCUCAGCACCACCCAGCCCAACAACAUCACAGUGCUAGAGCUGGAGGGGGCCCCCGCACACCUCCGGGUCCUUUUCAUGGACCGGCCUGAGCUAGACCUCCCACCUGGAAAGUCCUGACAUAGUUGGAAACUUUACUUGUAAAUAUAAUCAUUCUUUAAAAUCAGUUUGAACCCUCCAAACAAUAAACUACCAGACGGUUUUACUGAAGCAGAGCAGAAGUUUUCCUCUGAACGUUUUCCCUGACAGGAGGAAGUUGUUUGUUCCGCAUCAUUUCUAUCGCACAACUAUUGUUCAUCACUUCACAUAUCAGUGUUUCAUUAGUCUUCAUCAGUCACUAUACAACUUUCAGCAACUUUUAUCUUACACACAGAAGCUUCAGUCAAACAAUAAUCCAACAACGAUUUAGGAUUCAAAGUUGAAUACACAUGGACACCAGGAGGGGAAACAUUUGUAUUUACUUACAGUCAAUCAGAAUGUAUUGCUUGUUUUUAUUGCAGAUUUUGUUAAUACAUUAUUUUAUGAUUUUUCAACUCUGUGUUUUCUUUCCACUUGUCUGUGAUCGUCUGUCACAAUAAAAUGUGGUUUUCAAA